This is a messenger RNA of Zea mays, 343 nucleotides long. Its product is annotated as protein HEAT INTOLERANT 4-like. The record is from RefSeq and is a predicted model, not a curated record. Bases 47 to 343 code for a protein of 98 amino acids. The transcript has 5 exons. NCBI's taxonomy places the organism in Eukaryota, Viridiplantae, Streptophyta, Magnoliopsida, Poales, Poaceae. Gene Ontology annotation, biological process: regulation of cellular response to heat.
UGAUGAUGUUGCUAUUUACUUUACGUGCAUUUUGAGUUUUUGACUAAUGAUUUGUUGCUAUGUUCAGGAGGAUCUAUGGUUAUCUGCUUUUCCUGUCGGUACUGAGUGGGAAAACAUUGAUAAGAUAAAGGAGUUCAACUGGAGCUUUGAAAAUUUAGAGAAAGCCUUAGAAGAAGGCGGCGAGCUUCAUGGUAAAACAGUUUAUCUGUUUGGAAGCACUGAGCCCCAACUAUUGGAUGUUAAUGGCGAAUCAAAGAUAAUGCUUAUUCCAAUUGUAGUUGCUUGUGGACACGACAAAUAUGAAGGAUCUGAAGAAGAUAGAAGAGCACUGAGACAAUUUUAA